AUGUCAAGAUGUGAACUUUUUAUUCAAUUAUUAAAAAUGUUAGAUAAUGAACAAAUAGAUUUUGCGAGAGAAUUAUUAGCAAAUAACAAUCUCAAAAAUAAGGAAUUAUUUGAAUAUCAUGAUCAAGACGGGAAUACAUUAUUACACCGGUAUUUAGUUAAAAAUAAACCAGAGAUUGUACGUUUUCUGAUUUACAAUGGAGCAGAAGUCAAUGUAUUGAAUAAAGAUGGAUGGUUACCAUUCCAUUUGGCCGUAUUUUGUUCUGCAGAUAUAAAUAUACUGCAGUGUAUUGUUGAUGCGUCGCAUGGAAAAUAUACAAGAUGA
Didymodactylos carnosus is the source of this 324-nucleotide messenger RNA. The record is from the annotation of a GenBank genome assembly. Lineage: Eukaryota; Metazoa; Rotifera; Eurotatoria; Philodinida; Philodinidae.